This is a messenger RNA of Brachypodium distachyon (stiff brome), 736 nucleotides long. RefSeq lists its product as uncharacterized. NCBI's taxonomy places the organism in Eukaryota, Viridiplantae, Streptophyta, Magnoliopsida, Poales, Poaceae. The record is from RefSeq and is a predicted model, not a curated record. Bases 61 to 429 code for a protein of 122 amino acids. The transcript has a single exon.
CCAUUGCUCUCACACACGCCUCCACCUGACGCUGUUUCUUCUCCCCGUCCGGCUCUAAUAAUGGCAUCUCCCUCCUCCGCGCGGGCCCUUCCCCUCUUCGUGCUGCUGGUCAUCGUCGUUCUCCUGCUCUCCUCCCUCUCCGCCCUCGCGGCCUCGGAUCCCCCGCGCGCCACCCUCGCCGCAGGGCGCAUGCGGCAGGACUUCCACGACGCCACAAGCGUUGCCAUGAACGACGCGGGUAGGGGACCGAUCAGCGGCAGGAGGAGGAGGAGGGCGCCCCGGGGCGCAGGCACCGGCGCGUGGGCGUUCUCGGGGAUGCUGCCCCGGGGGUUCGCGCCGCCGUCGGGCUCGUCGGCGUGCCACAAUGACAUGCCGGCCACGGCCGCCGAAGCCCGGUUCUACGCCUGUGGCGGCUCCGGGAGCCCGUGACGUAUGAAGCCACUACGGAGUAGUUUAAUUUUGACGGGGUUCGUCCAAGUGUAAAUGCAGUGAAGCUUAAUUCUUUUCUUUUUCCCCAGCGCCCUUGUUCUCGAACGUGUAAAUACUGUACUCUGAUCUUUCAGUGUCGAAAACUUUCAGUAGCGAAUGCACCUCACAAGUAAUUUGACAGCUGUGAAGAGCGGAGGAGAAUUUCGGUGUUCUUGUCCUUUCUAGACACCGGCCGGCGUGAAGCUGUUACGUUUCUGUUAUCUGUUGCGUUUCUUGUUAUUUGCCAAUACAUCAACUUCUGUUUGUC